Molecule: messenger RNA, 3192 nt
Organism: Manduca sexta (tobacco hornworm)
Lineage: Eukaryota; Metazoa; Arthropoda; Insecta; Lepidoptera; Sphingidae
Gene: Trp1
Product: translocation protein SEC62
Exons: 8
Coding region: 217-1356 (379 amino acids)
Biological process (GO): post-translational protein targeting to membrane, translocation
Cellular component (GO): endoplasmic reticulum; endoplasmic reticulum membrane
Source: RefSeq, a predicted model, not a curated record
GAUUCUCGUUUCUUACUGUUUGUAUCAUAACUACUUAUUUAAAUAAAUUAUAGUGUUGUAAAUUAUUUUGUGAAGUGAUUACUGUUCAUGUUAGUUUGUCUUCUGCACUGCUCGCGUAUAAAGCAGUAUCUGCGAUAAACAUUAGCUAGUGAUUAUAUUGUAUUUCUAUUAGUGAAGUAAAGUUAUGAACCAUCAGUGAAAUAUUCUCGAACAGUGAUGGAUUUUGACGAGUCCUUUAUUUAUGAAAAAGAUUUCGGAGAGCCGCCGGAGUCUGAGAAGCCGACCAGCGAUGAAUACGCAGUCGCGAAAUGGCUGAAGGCGAACGUGCCCACCAAGAAAACAAAGUUUUUGAACCACCAUGUGGAGUAUUUCACAGGCACAAAGGCGGUGGACGCUCUCCUCACGUCCAAAUGGGCGACCGGCAAGAGCCCCCUGUUCACCACCAGGCUAGAGGUGACUGACUUCCUUCAUCAGAUGCUGCUGCACAAACUCUUCCACAGAGCUAAAAAGGUACCCGUCAGUGAGCAGGAACUAAAAGGCAAGUCCAAGAAAAAAGAAAUCGAGAAAGCGAGCAAGAGCGGUGACGAGAAAGAUGGAGACAAGAGCCAGGCGAGCGCCUGUGAAGGAAAGGACACAAAGGACGCUAAAGAGAAAGAGAAGAAGAAACGCAAGAUCCGAUUGGAAAUGCACAUGGAGCAACUGUUCCUGGACACGGCCGACGCGUACGUGUGGAUCUAUGACCCAAAGCCGUGGUACUACUGGCUCUGCGGCGUGCUCGUGGUGUUCGGCACCAUCACCGUCUGCAUGUUCCCGCUGUGGCCUGCUACUGUCAGAAAAGGCGUGUACUACCUGAGUAUCGCGGCGGCCGGUUUCCUCGUGAUGAUCAUCGCGCUAACCGUGCUGCGAGUGGUGGUGUUCUGCCUCGUGUGGAUCCUGACGUUGUCGCGACAUCACCUGUGGCUGCUGCCCAACCUCACCGAGGACGUUGGGUUCUUCGCGUCCUUCUGGCCUCUUUAUAAGUACGAAUACCGCGGCCCAGGAUCUGAAAGCGAUAAGGCGUCGAAAAACAAGAAGAAACGCAAGAAAGACAAACUCUCGGAUGACGAGGCGGAGAAGGCGCCGCUCCUGGAGAAACAACACGAACCCGACGACACACAGACGCUGCACAAAGACGAAGCGCAUGAGGAGGAGAGUGGUGAUGCCAAAUCAGAGCAAAUCGAGCAAGACCAAGCAGUCCCAUCAUCGGAGAAGCUUUCCGAAUCGGAAUCGGAGAACAGCCAGCGCUCGUCCACGGACAGAGACUUCGAGAUGGUGGAGCCCGACGACGUGGAGCCCGACAAGGACAACGCCACUUAGAACGGACGCGACCACGCGCACCGGGCCCGGGUACUAUAGAUGUAUGGCUAAAUAUCGAUAUUUGCGUACGGUAUGCUCAAAUUGGCCGACUGGUUAAAUUUAAUUGUUUCUGGUAGUUAUCUGUUUUUGGACUUGAUAAAGAAAAAAAAAGUUUAUAUAUUUUUUUUUUAUUAUAUUGAAAUUUUUGAUUAUUUUUAUGGAAUUUAUGGCCAGAAUACAGAAACUAUAAUAAUCUUGUAAUAAACAAGUAUUUGAAAACACAUAAAGGUUACUAUUAAUAAAAAUGUUUGUAUUUAGAUAAUUGACACGUAUUUACUGUUGUGUGUUGCCAGAAUGGUAAUUUAUUAUUAAUAUACAUGAUAUUGCGCAUAUUUAGUCAAUUUUCACGUAGAUAAAUAGAUCUGAAGUAAAACUCACUGCAUAUUAUAAACAGAUAAUCCGAAAAAAUAUUUAUCGUACAAAUUAUUUAGAAUAAAAUUUAUAUUUCAUUAUGAUAUUCUUCCUCUAUGUUUUUUCCAUUUUUUUCGUUUCUUUUCUUUAUUUUUUCUUUUAUUGUUAUCAUCUAUCACUUUAAAAAAAAAUGUUUUAACUCCGUAUUUAUUGCAUUUAUUUAGAUAGUUCAGAUAGUAAAUAGUGUUUCUAUAAAUCUCUCGUAUAAUCAAUAGUUUGGUGUAAGUACUUGGCCCGGUGCGUACGCACGAGACUGUGUGAGCUAGAUAUAAACUUAGAUAUAAAUUUAAAGUAUUUCUCUAUCGUGGGUAUUGACAUUUAUCCAAACAUUAUAUUAAUCAGUGAACGCAUCCGAUUUUAUUAUCGAUUUUGAUUAUUUUAUGUUCAAAUACAGUAACGAGCUACAUUGAUGCGUAAAGUAAUAUAAAAAUAGCUGAUUUAUCGAUAUUAUUCCAGCUAUUGUAGUUUGUCGCUUUCUACAAUAUGUUGAACACAAAUAGAGAUUGACGCAAUAAGCGAUUGAACACGGCAUAAUAUAUCUCUGUAUAUUCCAAUUUUAUCUGUAGCGACAUCUUUGUUUAUACCUUCAAUUUAGAUGCUACUAAAGCAUGCUAUUUGGUCUACCAAUUGAGUAACUGACAGGAAUGUCUUGUUAUAUUAAAUGCAAAAACUACAAGUCUGCUAACAUCCGUUUUCAAUAAACGAUCCCAAUCUCAAUCUUCAAUCCGAUUCCGAGAAUGAACCAAUCAAAAUGACAAUUGUACGCAUGUCGAAAAACCUUUGUUCUGAUUGGUCCAUUUUUAAAAUAGAUCGAAAAUAACGAUUCGAUUAUUGAAAAUGGCGGUUGGUAGCAUGUGUAUUGCAGAGUAACGAUUUAGACGAAUUGUAUUUAUUGUAUUUAAUGGGUUGUGUUGUCGACCCGCCAUGUGUUUUUAUGUGAUUUGUUUGUUUUGUACAUUGGGUAUCGUGAUUUAUAACGUGGUGACCGAUUUUGAAAAAAAAAAACUUUUUUUAUUUCGUUUUUUUACAGCCAUUGCGAAAGUUUUAAAAAUGUUCUUUUUUCAAACAAAUCUUGUUUGAUAUUGUAUCUUACUAUGGUCUUGAUUGCCUUUGAAAUGUUAAAAUUGCGUCAUUUAAUGCUGCGUAAAUCGUAUAACAGAUUGCUGAGAUCGUGUCCAUAUUUUUAGAUCUCUACCAAAUUCGGUCACUGCGUCAAAAAAAAAAAAUAUUUUGGUGCUGUCUAAAAUUGUGAAUCACACAAAGGUGUGCACUUUGGAUUUUAUUGCAUUUUCCAAUGGGUUUUUAUUUUGUAAAUAUAUUGAUUAGCGUCGGCCCUAGCGGCGACUGUAUGUUAUUCAUCGUCAUUCAAUAAAACGACAAUCUUUU